AUGUUCGCUCCCGGCCAGGAACAGCUCUCUAAGGAGCAAAUUAGAGCUGGUGAGCAGGAGGCUAAGCAGACGAUCCAUGCCGCGAUUACCGGUGGGAUUCUUCUGUAUCUCUCUCCCUUCGCUGUCGAUUUCGUCAAGAAGUUCCUUUAA
This is a messenger RNA of Aspergillus alliaceus, 150 nucleotides long. RefSeq lists its product as uncharacterized. Lineage: Eukaryota; Fungi; Ascomycota; Eurotiomycetes; Eurotiales; Aspergillaceae. The record is from RefSeq and is a predicted model, not a curated record. The transcript is spliced from 4 exons. The coding region runs from base 1 to 150 and encodes 49 amino acids.